Messenger RNA from Cyclopterus lumpus (lumpfish), 3052 nucleotides. RefSeq names its product BRO1 domain and CAAX motif containing (gene brox). The record is from RefSeq and is a predicted model, not a curated record. The transcript has 13 exons. Bases 161 to 1393 code for a protein of 410 amino acids. Lineage: Eukaryota; Metazoa; Chordata; Actinopteri; Perciformes; Cyclopteridae.
UCAUGUGACUGAACCGUGUGCUUUCAUUGGCCAGCUCCAUUCCGUGUUUAUUUCCGGAAGUAAGUUGUUGUCAGUGUCAGACUUUCCAUAAGGACUAUCUCACAUCAACUCUACAGCACCGGACCGACAGCCUCCUUAAGGUGUGUCCUCGUGCAUCACAAUGGCACAUUGGUUUCACAGAAACCCACUGAAGGCAACGGCGACCGUGUCCUUUAAUUUCUACGGCGUGGCAGGGAGCCCCGCUGCCAAUAAGAUAUGCAAUGACCUGAGGACAAACAGGGUGAGACUGCUGGAGAUGUUCACAGAUGUCACCUGCAACCCCGAGAUCAUGAAAAAUGCCACGGACGUAUACUUCUCCCUCCUCCAAGGCUUUAUCUCGUCCUUGGAUGGAACUACUCAGGAGAACAAGAUGAGGUUCAUCCAGAACUUCAAGUGGACUGACACCUUACAAGGAAACACACCAAGUGCCCAGCAGGAUGCGGUCUUUGAACUGGUCUCCAUGGCCUUCAACGUAGCCCUCUGGUACACCAAGUUCGCCUCGAGACUAGCAGGGAAAGAAAACGUGACAGAGGCUGAAGCGAAAGAUGUUCACCGGAGCCUGAAAGUUGCUGCUGGUAUAUUCAAAACCCUCAAGGAGGUCCACAUCCCUCGUCUCAUCACCCCGGCCGAAAAGGGCCGAGACCUGGAGCCCCGAGUGAUCGACGCAUACAUCAUCCAGUGCCAAGCAGAGGCGCAAGAAGUGACGAUUGCCAGAGCGAUUGAACUGAAGCACAACGCCACACUGAUCGCCGCAUUGGCAUUUGAGACCGCAAACUUCUAUCAAAAAGCCGACCACACGUUGAACACCUUGGAGCCAGAGUGCAGUAGCAAAUGGAGGAAGUACUUUCAGCUGAAGCAGCACUUUUACAUGGCUUAUGCGUUCUGCUACCACGGACAGACGCUGCUGGCGAGUGACAAGUGUGGCGAGGCUAUACGAUCUCUCCAGGAGGCGGAAAAAUGUUACUCGCAUGCCGAGGUGCUGUGUAAAGAGUACCGUCAGACCAAAGGGCCCGGGACCACGGCCAAACCAUCGGAGCAGCUGUUCUUCCUCAAACUGGGCGGCGUCAUUAAGAACACGCUGGAGAAGUGCCAAAGAGAAAAUGGCUUCAUAUACUUCCACAAGAUCCCAGUUGAGGCCCCCCAGUUGGAGUUGAAGGCGAGUUACGGCCUGGCUGAGCCAAUCCCCUUCGAGCUGCCGCCCCUCAGUGAGCAGUGCACUCCUGAAGUCUACGCCACCUUUGACCUGACCAAGGGAGCCAAAAAUGACAAGGCCAAGCCCAAGGAGGAGGAGGUGAAACCAGUGAAGGAACCAGAUCUGAAGCCUCAGAAGGACACAGGCUGUGUCCUCUCCUAAACCAUCGGCAUUCAAGCCCUCAUGCUUCAGUACCAUCUAUUGUAAUGAUGGCAUCCAUUCUUCUUUUCACGUAAACCCUCUCGUAGGAAAAAUUUACAUAUUAUUCUUAUAUAUUUUUUUCAUCCGUGGUGUUUUACGUUUGCGCUGAAACGUGCGUAGUGCAUUUGGGUGUGACGGCCGUUAUCCAGGGCCAGUCCUCAACAGCUCACAGCUGCUCAUGAAGUCAACCUAAAACGUUUUUGAAAAGAUCUGAAGCUCUUUUAGUAAUCACUUGUCAGCUACAAUGAAAACUUCAAGUGAAGGUCUUUACUUGAGACUUUAAAGUACAAUUCUAAAGAAGCCUUAUUGGUGAAGCUGUGUUACUAAUGGUGCCUUUGGCUGCAAUGUAAACCUCCUCUUACAGAAGACGUGUCUGGCCUGGUUAGAAGACCACAUAAUAACAACUGGCCUCAGGACAUGGAUCUCCACCACAACAAACAAAUCAGUAGAAAAGAAUAUAUAUCCCCACUACAUAGGAUAUGAUGCAACCAUCCAUAUUAGCGACCGCAGUAACUUGCAUUCCCGCGGUUGUAUUGCGUGCGUUUCAUGCCGAUAUUAAAACACAAUCAACAGGGUUGAAAUGUAAAUCAGUAGUGGACGGGCACAAAAGAACAAAAAGCGAACCAAACCGCACGUGUUCGGUUAGUUUUAGCUGUUUACAAUCAGUACUUUUUAUUUAGAUCACAUGACGUAUGUGCUGUAGUUCUUUUACAUAGCGGGGUUCUUUUUAUUUUUACUAUUCAUAUAGGAAAGCUUUUAUUACUGGAUGAAUCAUUCUUUAACAAUUUUAGGGAUUCUGUGAUUUAUCCCCGAUAAUAUUAGUUUAAUUUAUUUCUAUCAUGUGACAUUUUAGUUGAAAACACUCAUGCAGGAUUGUAUGCAGAAAAAGGAGAACAAUGUAUGCAUAUUCAAACCUGUGUUGCUCAUGUUUUCUGUGUUGAUUUACAUUUUGUUCUUUUUUUUUAUAUAUAUAUAUAUAUAAUUAUAAUAUUUCAAUGGACGCACCGCUGAUCCAUAAACAGUGACAUGCUUACUCUUUUUCAGUUGCUGAGUGCAGUUGACAUGAUGUGUGUGUGUGUUCCCCUUCCUUAAGGAUAGAGCAUCUAAAGUUAUCUUAUCAAACACACACACACUUGAAGUGUGACUGUCAAUCACUUUGUAACAACUGUAAUGUUGUUCACAUGAACUCGUAUAUUAACUCUUAACAUGAGAAGUGAAUGAGUCCAAAACAAAGUGCUGUCUCACUAAAUGUGAUUAAAGCACAUUGUAUAGUCAGCUGUGCAGGAAGUUCAGUGUGGAUUGAAGGGAAAUGGAUCGGCGAAGGCACGGAACCAUUGGGCCUCAUAGCUGGAACGGCCAGAUUUAGAUUGGUAGAAAUGAGACCAGCGCUCGUUCUUUUCACGGUGUUCGCUCUUUAUUCCUCCUCCACCGGUGUCCGUCAUGUCAAAUGUAUUUCUAACGGUAUUAAAUCAUCCCUACGAGUCCAUUCUUCCACGUCUUGUGUUCAUGUAUGUCACCACGAUUGAAGCGUCAUACCUUCUUCUUGCACAGAUAUAAUGAAGGAACAAAACCUACAACAAUUCUAAAUGCUGGUUAUGGAAUAAAAAAAGAAAGAAACUC